AUGUUUUCCUUUUCUUUCUUUCUUUCUUUCUUCUCAAAAAUUAAAAUGGCCUCUUUCUUUUUUUUCUUUCUUUCAUUCUUUCUUUUUUCCACAUAUCUUUCAUUUUUUCUUUCUUUCUUUCUUUCUUUCUUUCUUCUUUUCCUUCUUUCUUUCUUUUUUUCUUUCACCUUAUUUUUUUUUUUCUUUCAAUUCUUUCUUUUAUUUCUUUCUUUUUUCUUCUCCAUUUUCCUUUUCUUUCUUUCUUUUUCAUUUCUUCUCCAUUUUUUUUUUAUCUUUCUUUUUCCUUUCUUUAUUUUCUUUCCUUUCCCAUUUCCUUCUUUCUUUCUUUCUUUCUUUCUUUCUUUUCAUUUUCCUUUUUAUUUCCUUUCUUUCUUUUCUUUCUUUCUUUCUUCUCCAUUUCCUCUUUUUUUCUUUCUUUCUUUCUUCUCCAUUUUUCACAUAUCUUUCACAUUUCCUUUCUUUUCUUUCUUUCUUUCUUUCUUCUCCAUUUUCCUCUUUCUUUCUUUCUUUCUUUCUUCUCCAUUUUUCACAUAUCUUUCACAUUUCCUUUCUUUCUUUCUUUCUUUCUUUCUUCUUUUUUUCUUUCUUUCUUUCUUUCUUCUCCAUUUUUCACAUAUCAUUCACAUUUCCUUUCUUUCUUUCUUUCUUUCUUUCUUCUCCAUUUUCCUCUUUCUUUCUUUCUUUCUUUCUUUCUUCUCCAUUUUUCUUUUCUUUCUUUUCCUUUUCUUCUCUUUCUUUCUUCUUCAUUUUCCUCUUUUCUUUUCUUUCUUUCUUUCUUCUCCAUUUUUUUCAUCAUUUCAUUCUUUCUUUUUUUUUUUCUUUCUUUCUUUUCUUUCUUUCCAUUUUCUCUUUCUUUCUUUCUUUCUUCUCCAUUUUUUUUUAUUUUUUUUUUUUCCUUUCUUUCUUUUCUUUCUUUCUUCUCCAUUUUCCUUUCUUUUUUUUCUUUCUUUCUUUCUUCUCCAUUUUCAAUCAUUUCUUUUUUUUUCUUUUUUUCUUUCUUUCUUUCUUCUCCAUUUUUCUCUUUCUUUCUUUCUUUUUUCUUCUUUUUUUCUUUUCAUUUUUUUCUUUCUUUCUUUCUUUCUUCUCCAUUUUUUCUCUUUUCUUUCUUUCUUUUUUUUUCUCCAUUUUUCAUUCAUUCAAAUUUCCUUUCUUUUCUUUUCUUUCUUUCUUUUUUCUUUCUUUUUCCUCUUUUCUUUCUUUUUUUCUUUCUUUCUUCAUUUUUCUUUCUUUCCACAUUUCCUUUCUUUUCUUUCUUUCUUUCUUUCUUUCUUUUCCAUUUUCUUUUCUUUUCUUUUUCUAUUUUUUUUUUCAUUCUUUGCAAUUAAUAUCUCUUUCCCUGUUUUCUAUUAUCUUUUCUUUCAUUUUUCCUUUUCUUUUUUCUUUCUUUUUUUCUUCAAACUUUUCACGAUAUACAUUUCUUCUUUCUUCUUCUUCUUCUUCCCCUCCUCCGCCUUCUUCUUCUUCUUCUUCUUCUUCUUCUUCUUCUUCUUCUUCUUCUUCUUCUUCCUCUUCCCUCUUCUUCUUCUUCUUCUUCUUCUUCUUCUUCUUCUUCUUCUUCUUCUUCUUCUUUCACUCAUACUUCUCUUAUUCUCAUUCUCUCCCUGGCAUCUUUUACUAUCUUUAUCUUUAAUGUCCUCCUUAUUUCUUUCUGAAAUUUUUUAUUUGUAA
Messenger RNA from Acanthosepion pharaonis, 1668 nucleotides. NCBI's taxonomy places the organism in Eukaryota, Metazoa, Mollusca, Cephalopoda, Sepiida, Sepiidae. The record is from the annotation of a GenBank genome assembly.